Metarhizium acridum CQMa 102 is the source of this 1398-nucleotide messenger RNA. The record is from RefSeq and is a predicted model, not a curated record. NCBI's taxonomy places the organism in Eukaryota, Fungi, Ascomycota, Sordariomycetes, Hypocreales, Clavicipitaceae.
AUGUUACGCAUCAAUGAGCUUCUCAAUCCCAUUUCACCCGAAGACAGCGGCGGGAAUGAUGACAGAACAGCUCACGCCUCUUCAGGGGCAUCCAGUUCCUGGCAUCGAUACCCGGUACUGAACAGUGAUCAACAAGGAGCACCCAGCACUACGCGCACUGAGCAAAUUUUGCUUUCGACUCCAGACACACAAGGACCAGUCAACUUUCCUCCAUUUGAAAACGUCGAUGAGAAAACUAGGCAGAAAAUAACAGCAUUCAAUAUCCCGCAGUUUGGAUCCAUCACAAAGAGCUAUGAGCACGUUCCUUACAACAGCUCCAAAAGGGACUUCUUCGCAAAGACUGGCCGAGAAUGUAUCGAAGCUUUCAAAUAUACCUUUCAGCUUCCAAGGAAUCCCGCCGUGUUCACGGUCAUGUGGGACUACAACAUAGGUCUUGUUAGAAUGACCCCUUUCUUCAAAUGCAUGGGGUAUCCCAAGACAAGGCCGUCUCAAAUGCUGGACAAGAAUCCUGGGCUACGAGAUAUUUGUCCCAGCAUCACAGGGGGAGCAGUGUUUGCGCAAGCUAGAGAUAUUCCUAGGGUAUUGGAUGCCAUACAAGUGUGCCAAAGCUCUUUGAUUCCGCUAUUCGGUCCUGGGUUUCCAUCGGAGUGCAUAUCGCCAGAUUCAGCGCACUUCUCCAGUAUGACCAUCAGUCAGGAAUUGAUCAAGGAGGUUUCAGAGCAAGCGCAACGACUUCACCAAGGACCUACCGAGCAGAAUACAACAAGCUAUGUCUUCCCACGGCGACCUCCAGGGCGAAAUAUCCGCACAACACGGGCUACGCCUAUAGGAGGACCACCCCAAACGAACACUCAACCCAUUAGCAGACCGCAGACCUACUUCAAUCCAGUCACAAGAGGGCAGCAGCAAAAUGAUAUAUCUCGAGCAGACGACCAGGGCUUCUACCCGCCGCCAAGGACGGAGACCAGCGCUAUAAGACGAACGGCUCAGACCAGCGGCGUUGUAUUGUCAAGCCAUGCCAGCGAGUAUUUUCCUGCUGUAAGGGCCCCAGAAACUAAUCCCCUUAGACGGUCCAGACAAAUACCUUCAGCAGAUCAAUCUUACGAAACCAGCCCGAGGAGUAGGAAACGACGAAAACUGAGCUCUGAUGCGUCCUUCGAUGGCGUUUACGACUCCAUGCCAAGGCGCAGCCAGUCAACAAGGAAAUCACUGCCGAAGAGCAGACUCCUAAGCGGGACCAAUGUGAGCGAACAGAAAUGUAUGGAAGAGCCCGGGGCUGGUUCCUCUGGUGGCGCCAAUACACUCGUGAUUGGGGCAGGAGAAGGGGUGGUUGAUGAAGGAUGUAGACGCCAAGCAGGUCCAUUCGUUUGGACUCCUGGAAGGAGGAAAUCCAUCUAA